CCUGCAGUCUGUGUAGAGGAACAAUCUCCCCAUACGUCGAGGACUACCAUCACAACAGCACGGUUCUCUAUUGCUACACAUGCUUUAUAUCGAGGAUAGACCCGCUGUCGACCAGCUGCGGCAAGAUGUACCACUCUGACCAUGGCGUAGACUUCCCUGACCUCUCAUUUCAAGUCCCUGGCAGCCCUGCUGAGCUAGACCCAGCAAACACAGUUUGAAAACAGUCCUCUACAUAUCUCCCUUCCCCUUCACCUACACGGGCCCUCCCUUCUCCUUGACCAUGGACAGCCCUCCUAAGCUUUCAGGAGAGACCCUGAUUGUGCAUCACAUCCCCCUGGUGCACUGCCAAGUGUCAGGUGGGCGGAAGGGUGGCUGCGGGAUCCUGAAGAGGAGCAACCCUUUUAGCCAACCAGAGAACCUGGGUUUAAGUCGCACCACUUCCCUCCCAGAGAGAGACGUCCUUCAGAGAGAGGCUCUUCUCUACAGCAGCCUGAUCCAGACUUCCAACAGCCCCUGUUCCUCCAACAACGGAGGGAGAGAGAGAAAGGGUGGAGGGAGAGGAGGCAGCACUGCCAGUGAUGAUUCAUCGUUUACCUCGAGUAACUCAGAGGACCAGCUGAUCACUGCUCACACUUUGCCCCGAGCCAAACCGAGGAAUAGGAAUCCUUUACGUCACAAUCCAUUCCUGCUAAACACGGAGGACGACGAACAGGAAGAAGAGGAUGAUGAUGGGGACAACCUAAAUGGUUACCUUGAAGACUCUUCUUUUCACCUCCACAGCGACAUCAACUCUGGCCUCGAUGACGGGAUGGCUCCUUUCCACCUCCACGACCUUGGCUUUGCUCGUGAGCCCUUUCUUCUGCACAGCUCGGUGGGCGGAAGCAGUAGGGAGUGCCUGAGAGGUGUAGCAGCAGAUCUCUCAAACCACCUGGAGGACUUGAACAUCCUUGGCUUGGACAGCCAGCGUCGCCAUGGCAGCAGCGGUUCCAACAUGUCCAUGGAUUGUGGCGAACAGGACUGGGGCGAUGACGAUGAAGAAGAUGAAGAUCACCCUAUGAGGUGUGGGCGAAGCAGCAAGACAGGGUCCUACUCGUCCAGCUCCUCCACACAGCACUGCUCCUGCUGUGUGCUCUCCCAGAACUACCCUCAGCACUUCCCUGAGCCUUUUUCAGAGUGCCAGCAGGGAUAUGGCAGUGAUUCCUCCUGCAACAGCUCGGAUGGCGUGCUUGUAAACUUCAGCGCAAUCUACAACAAGAUGAACAAUGGCAUCCCGGACAAGACUAUCGUCCCUGGGCACACCAACCUCAACAGCUCCAUCGACCACUCCUGCACCUCAUCUGUUUCUGAUCCCCAUGGAAACCAACAAGACUCAACCAGAGGGGCCUUCUACUUCGACCUCCACACCUCCCCAUCCGAACCUCCACUAUUACAGCAACAGCCCUCCUGCAUUGACAGCACCUUCCGUCAAAUCCGAGAACCACACCUUUCCACAUCCUCCACCUGCUCCUGCGCUGUGGAGCACCAAGGGGCUCUUGACCUCGACGCCAACUGCAACUCCUACCACCCUCCACAUUCUGGUUCAUCUGGAGACAUAGCGUCCUGUCUGCAGAGCCAGGCACGCCUGGUUGUCGCCACCCAGAACUAUUACAAACUGGUGACCUGCGACCUAUCAUCCCAGUCAUCCCCGAGUCCUGCAGGCUCCUCGGUCAACAGCUGCUCCGACGAGCACAGCAAAGGCAGCCCAACCCCAACCCAGCCCAGCGAGUACUUCCUGUUCAGACAGCGAGCUGAUGAGGUGGGCGUUGAAGAAGAAGAAGACAGAGAAUCACCGAAGCGGGAUGAUGAUGUGGAUGGAGAGGAGGAGAAGGAGGAAGAUGAGGAGGAGGAGAAUGAUCAGCAGGCUGAAGCUGCUCCUGCAGUGAUAGAAGGCCAGGUUUACGUUAACGUCUCCCCUCCUGUGGUAACCAAGGGUGUUAUCGGAGGCGGAACCUCAUCAGGAGGCCGUCCCCGUUCUCGCAGCUACGACCGCAACCUGGACAAGUCUCCGUCUCCUCCGCUCGGGUCACUUGAGCGGAUGUUGAGCUGCCCUGUCAGGCUCAGCGAGAACGCCGCCCCAACCCCGCCUCCUCCUCCUCGAGUCACCUCCUUUGCAGAGAUCGCUAGGAGCAAGCGAAGAAACGGAGCAACAGGAGGGUCACCGUCGCAGAAAGCAGCCGCAGACCCCUUCUCCUCCACUUACUCCACCCACUCCCACUCCUCUGUGGAUUUUUCUCCAAUCCCCGAACAGCAUGCGGAGGUUAACAGUCUGAGCCUGUCACCUGUACCCUUCACCAGAUGUUACAGUCAUGGAAGCAUUGAGCGACACCUGGAGGGGGCAAGGGAGACCAGGGCCAAGGCUGAAGGUGGUCUGUCAAGUUCCUCAGACAGUCGCCCAGUGGUGGUCCGCUACAGAAAAGACCAGCGGCCCACCACCCUCCCCAUCCAGCCCUUCACCUUCCACCAUCAGUUUGCCUCCAAACCCCCGCAGCCCAAGCCCCUGCUGCCCAUCUUGACGGGCUACGUCUCUGGGAUGCAGGCUCACUCCAGCUCCGGCUCGGGGUCUGACUCUGGGGGUCAGACGGGGGAGGACAGUGAGGAUGCAGCUGAUAAUGUCAACAGAUACCAGGGGUCUCUCGCCACAGCAGGCCCUCCACCCUGUUCAGUUCGACCAUCGCCUCUUGGGAGCUACUCCCCGGUUCGGCACCAGGGUACGACCAGCUCUGGGACCUGCUCCACGUGCAGCCCGAGCCCCAAGCCGCCACACAGUCUCUCCUGCCCGCUUUCAGCAGAACUUGGCCCCCUCCACACCCCACCCUCAGGAAAGCAUGGAGGGGGUUCGGUACAGUUACCGUCUACCCCACCGCCUCCGUCUCUGGGGAUGAAGAGAGGGGUGGUGCCUCCAACUCUCCCAGUGGUGCAGGGACACUGUUUCCAUCCUGGAGCUUUGCCCAGUAUACCUGCUCUCCACAGUGACACUCUGAGUCCGCUUGGGUGUCUGAAUUCUGGAAAUCACAUGGAGGGAGGCAAAGGAUCUGGAGCAAGGACGCACAAUGCACAUCACCUCUCUCCCCAGGCGCUCAAAUGGAGAGAGUACCGUCGUAGAAACCCUCUGGGAGUGGAGAGGAGCUCCUCUUCUACAGGAUCAGGCUCCCUGUCUGGUAGUCUGGAACCUCGAAGGGGCGGGGGACCGAGACCUGCCCGACGGAACGUGUUCGAUUUCCCCUCAGCCCUCUCUGGGAACACGCUGGCACGGCUCAAUGUGAUGGGCCAAUCAGCUAAACUACAGCAGAGCUACAGCGACUUCCUGCCGGACUAUUUCUCCCUAACUGAGAAGCCUCCAGAGGAGUUCUGCCUUUCCCCUGACGCUUCAACCUCCUCCUCCUGUUCGUCAUCACAGUCACACAUCUCGGUGGACCUGACGCAGAAGAGAGGUUUGGUGAAAGCCGUGAACACAGCUGUGGAUCUGAUUGUGGCACACUUCAGCACCAGUCGAGACCCAGAUGUAAAGGCUAAACUGGGGAACAGUUGGGUGAGUCCUAACGUGGGUCACCUGAUCCUCAAGUACCUGUGCCCGGCCCUGCAUGAGGUGCUGCAGGACGGUCUGAAGGCCUACGUGCUGGACCUGAUCAUUGGCCAGCGGCGCUGUCAGCCCUGGAGCCUGGUGGAGGCCUCUACUCAGCUCGGCCCGUCCACACGUGUUCUCCACAGCCUGUUCUCUAAGGUGAGCCAGUUCUCUGAGCUCACGAGCCACAGCAUGAGACUCAACGCCUUCAUCUUCGGACUGCUCAAUCUAAAAUCUUUGGAGUUCUGGUUCAACCACCUCUACACACAUGAAGAUAUCAUAGCAGCACACUACAACCCUUGGGGUUUCCUCCCCCUGUCUCAGGGGGUGUGUCAGCCUCUCUUUGAGGAGCUCCUCCUCCUGCUGCAGCCCCUGUCACUCCUUCCCUUUGACCUGGACCUUCUGUUUGAACCUCACCUCCUCCAGAAGGGGCAGGAGCAACUCCGCCGCAAGGAGCAGCUGUGUUCCGCCGGCCAGAGUGUUGACCAAUCAGCACGCUCCACCUUCCAGCUCAUGAGGGGAUGGAGCACCACGGUGAGUGAGAUGGUCCGAGAUUCUAGCGCUGAGGUGAAGAAAGAGAGGGGGCUGCUGAGACGAGAGGGGACAUGGCCGAGGAUGGAAGGAGUAGGGUCCAGGAGAGAGGAGGUAGGAGUGAAUUCGAGGUUGAGAAAGGAUUGGGGGACAUCUGCGAGUAUGAACGCUGGGUGUGUGAGCAGACAAACAGCGACAGAUGUAGGACUUCUCUGGAAGGAGCAGGGAAUGGGGGGUCAGAGAUUGAAAGGCGUAGGACAAGAGAGCCAAGAAGGAGGUGAGGAUGGACAGGAUAAGGACAGGAGGAAGGAAAAAGAGAAGGAGACGGCAGGGGAGGGGCGUCAGCGGCAGGACAGGCAGGCGGGCUGGUGGUAUCAGCUCAUGCAGUCCUCCCAGGUCUACAUCGACCAAUCAACAGAGGGCUCAAAGUUCGUCAAGACUGAAAAGAAGAAGAAGUCAUCGGAGAGACGACAAGGCCAGAUUCCACCCACCAGGGAGGGAGUAGUCGAGGGGGCGGAGUCAAGCCAAGAAGGGGAGGGGUUCCGAAUCAGGAAGAGCAGCAGCAGCUCUAGUGGGGACUCUGCAGGAUCCAGGGGGAGGACGUCAUGGAUGGGGAGUCCUCCAGAGUCUGUACUCAACCACGAGAAAGAGACUAAACCGCAGGUGGGACUCACAGGGGGCGACGCCCCUGCUGCCACUUCAGAGGAGAGCCCUUCACAGGGACAGGGUCUGCGCUGGGGGAGACUAUUCGGUUCCAGCGUUGGUUCUCCUUCCAGGGGGGAGGGAGCUGAUCAGAGGGCGAAAUCUCAAACAACAAGGCCACCGUCAGGCUGGCUCUCGCUGGACAGAUCUGUUCUCAACCUCGUAGCUCAGACUAUUGGAGCAGGAAGUGGAAAAAAGACAGAAACUUCAGCCGUGCCCACCCACACCCAAAACACACCUCCACCAAGGUCAGCUCAGCCAGCUGAAACCAAACAUCAGUCUCCAUGUGAAGUUCGAGCUUUGUGCCACCACAUAGCAAUGGAGCCCGGCCAGCUUAGCUUCAACAAGGGCGACGUCCUGCAGGUCCUGAGUAAGGCUGAUCCAGACUGGCUGUUGUGCUCUUUGGGCUCCACACAGGGUCUGGUUCCCAUCAUCUAUGUGACCCUCAGCAGUCUGGAGGAGAGCCAGGAGGCUGCUGGACUCGAGCACUGCUGAGCCACAGCUGUCCGAAGAAUAUGCACACAAGGGAGGAUUCCUGAAAAAACAAUGUAGGAAAUCUGACGGUUUUGAAGAGAAUGUACAGACACAUGCAAGGGAAGCAUGCAGGCUCAAACACAGACUAACAUCCACAACAAAGGAACAUCCAAACACGUAUGCAUGCAUACAUCCAAAAGCCAAAAGCCCAGACCAGAAACCAACCCAAAGACACUCCAACACACAUGAAGCUGUGUGCUAGCUUAAUUCUGUGACUUUCCAGGCUAUAUAUCAUCAAUCUCUGCUUCAGCUGAAAAAAAGAGAGGAUACUCAUUAAGGAAAUCUUCAAAAUAAGAUACAGUAUAUGCCAUGCCUAGCUGCACUUUGCUUUACCGUCUGAACAUUCACCUAGCUGUGCCAGUGUCUGAUCACAGUGCUCAGUUGUUGCUCCCACAUUAAACCUGGGGUCAGUUUGACUUAAGGUGAAUUUGUUUUUGGAUGGAUUUUUUAAACAAGAUUUAAGGUGGGCGAUGUAACAGCAUAGUCUAUAAACUUUUAGAUGCCUGCUCCAGUUUUCCAAAGUAUGACGAUAUCAGCAUAUUUUUAUUAUUAACAGAAGAGUAUAAAAACAACACAGGAUUAGAAGACUGUUCAAACCAAAUUCAAGAAUGCAAAAUAAUGAGUUUAUAUCUUCUCAUUCCAAUUUGAAUCAAUUCAGAUCGAUUUAAAGUCUGUUUAUAUGGAGACAAAGAUGGACAAACUGAUUUGCACACUUCUUUCCCUCCCUGCCCUCACAGGACCCCAAACAACUGGAACGGAUCAAAUCACCAUGCUCACAUGGCGGCGCUUUUCCUCUGUCAGGAUGGGAAGCUGAUAUGCUAGUAUCUUAAUGUCUUGUUCUUAUUUAAAAUCAUUUAAAAGUUAUAUAUCUUAUAAACUAUUACCGGUUUUCUGCUUCCUCAAUAAACAGCUACUAAAAGACAAUAGAUAGUGGCACAUUACCAGUCAAAACUACAUAUAUUAAAACCCAUUGUAUGACGCCGGUUAGAUGAAAGCUAAAAUUAGCAUUUAGCACAUUCCUAGCUAGCAUUACUGUUAGCUAGAAUUUGUGUCCAUAAUUCUAUCAAACAAUAGUUUGGGCUAGGAAUUGGUUGAAUGUUUACAAGCUACCUGUAGCAACUAAAAGGAAAGGGUUAGUAUCCGGGGGUACUGCACCUAAUUUUUAAAUGUAAACAACACAUUUGUGAGCUCAGUAGCUAGCAUGUGUUGGACAACUGCUUCCAUUAGCAUUCAAAUAAGUCCUUGCUAACAUAACUGUGGGCUACUAUUAAACUGCUGAAAGAUUAAGUUUUAUCUUCAAUUAUGUCUUUUUAGUUUAGACAAUUAACUUACUUAUACAUCGAUGGUCAGUCAAUUCCAAGCUAACACGGCGGUCAACUUGGAAUUAUCGUGUUAUACUAAAAACGAGUGAUGUCAGCCAGAAACUGAUCGCAGGCUUACAUUAGCUCUUGUCUUACUGUAGUGAAUGACUUCUUAUGUGUCUUUUCACCUUGAAAUAUGGCAAAUUAUCCUUCAGAUUUUAAAUCUACUUUUUGGUAAGUGAUUAAUCAAGAAGAAGUGGAUCGAUAAAGAUUUGUAACCUGCUAUACAGCAUUUGAGCUGCCCGCCCUGAGUGUGAUAUCUGAGGAUAAUGGCCGCCUUGUGAAAAUGGUGAACGGUAUAAACUGUUUGAAGUGCAUGUGAAGUUGAUCAAAUUGUUUAUUUUUCCCUCCCAUCCUGUUUCCCCCGGUCAUUUAAAGUACACUUCACAUUGCUUUUGAAGAGGACACACUUGAAUGAGUGGCUGUACAUGUGCAUUUGAUCUAUUGGUACUUCAUGUAAAUGCAUAGGCCUAUAUGACUUACAGUAACCAUGUGCUGGGUUUUAUUCAUUUAUUGACCGGUCCAUCAUAUUGGACAGUUACAGAAAACAGGGAUGACCGAUGAAAGCAAAACGUAGCUGUGGAGACACAUGGAGGCUCUUUGUGAAUGUGUUGGAAACUCAAAGCUUAACAUUUUUUGUGAAUUAAUUAUUGCCUUUGCCUAAAAGUGCUUUGAGGAAAAAAGGGAGACAGGCCCUGUUCAAAACUUUGAAGCCUGCGAUCUAAUGUUUGUCCUGAUGUCAUAUCUUCUAUUUGCUCUGAGUCUUUCUUGAAAAGUUCCAGAAAUGUAUGUUUGCAGAGAUUCUUUAAACAAAGUGAAGAAAUAUAGACGAUUAUAGAAGUGAUAUUUUUGAUGAUAAAAGGGAAACCCUCGACACAUUUUGUGUUAACAGCUCCUGUGUUAGCAUGUUCAUGCUAAAGCGGCCUUAGCUACAAAAUGAGUUGACCAGAAACUAAAAUCAUGGCUUUGGAGUUAUCCUGGAGAGAUGAUGAGAGUAUACAGAUGCCCUUUCUAAAUAUGAAACAUUAUAAAAAGGUAAAAAUGUAUCUUCAUUAAUUACAUAAAUGAAUGCUUGUGUAGUUUUUGAAAAACUUACAUAAUUAUACUGUUUUAGUUUUUUUUGUACAGUUUGUAUAGUCGUUUCAUUUCUGCAAACAAAAUGUAAAACUUCCUUUUCAUUGAAGUGUAAAUAUAUUUAAAUCCUUCAAUGAUUCAUUUCUGUCACAGAGGUUUAUGUAUGAAUGUUAUCUCUGAUUUGUUGAUGUAUUAUAUGUUAAAUAAAGGAAGCAGGUAUAAGCUGUAGUUUCAGUACUAAUGAAAAUAUGGCCGCAGUAGUGGAAGGAAUGAUGAUGUUUUGUUAUUGUAUUCAGUCCUCCACACAGUUUGCUCACCUUUGACAUCCUGAACAGUCCCUACAUAGGACACCCAUAUAAACAAAAUAAACAUACACAACAGAAAACACAAAGUACAGAUAAAACCAGGGGAAAAUGGAGGCUCAGAGGCAAAGGCAGAUUCACUUUUGAUUUGUAGCAGUUGGUCAGCUUAAAUGAUGUGCUUUAAAAUGCUUCACUUGUAUAAGUGAAAAAAAUGGAGAUGAGCUCCUUCCUCCUCCAGCUGCCUCUUCCUGCCUGUAAAUACUUUCAGCAUCAGUGACACUGCUCUUCUCUCUGCGUCCUGGCUAUAUGACUUAAAUGUAUGACAUUACCAAACUGCUAUGGAUGUUGAAUAACAAAGUCCUCAUGUGAUCACAAACUAAAAA
Messenger RNA from Labrus bergylta (ballan wrasse), 8488 nucleotides. RefSeq names its product RUN and SH3 domain containing 2 (gene rusc2). The record is from RefSeq and is a predicted model, not a curated record. Gene Ontology annotation, molecular function: protein binding. Gene Ontology annotation, cellular component: cytoplasmic vesicle. Lineage: Eukaryota; Metazoa; Chordata; Actinopteri; Labriformes; Labridae.